AUGUUACUUCGUAGUCUUGUUCAUGGAGCUGGUAGAUUUGCAGUUCGUUCCUCGUUUCGUAAUUUAACGAGCACUCUUCAAACAAAUCCAUCGGUAACAUAUCAACAAACUCUUCUUAACGUACCAGAAACUCGAGUAACAUCAACAAAAAAUGGUUUGCGUGUAGCAUCAGAAGAUUAUGGUCUACCAACAUGUACUGUUGGAAUAUGGAUUGAUGCUGGUAGCCGAUUUGAAACAGCUGAAAAUAAUGGUACAGCUCAUUUUCUUGAACAUAUGGCUUUCAAAGGUACAAAUAAACGAACACAACGUGAACUUGAACUUGAAGUUGAAAAUCUUGGUGCACAUCUCAAUGCUUAUACAUCAAGAGAACAAACUGUUUAUUAUGCAAAAUGUUUUAGUAAAGAUUUACCGCAAAUUGUUGAGCUUCUAUCGGAUAUAGCUCAAAAUAGUCAAUUUGGUGAAGAAGAAAUUGAACGUGAACGUCAUACUAUUCUACGUGAAAUGCAAGAAAUUGAAAAUAAUUUACAAGAAGUCGUUUUCGAUCAUUUACAUGCAACUGCUUAUCAAGGAACUCCGUUAGGACGAACUAUUCUUGGCCCUAGUGAAAAUAUUAAAUCAAUUAAAAAAGCUGAUUUACUUAAAUAUGUAGGAACACAUUAUAGAGCAUCACGAAUAGUUUUAGCUGCUGCUGGUGGAGUUAAUCAUGAUCAAUUAGUUCAUUUAAGUGAAGAACAUUUCGGAAAAUUGAAAGCUGGUGCUCAAGGAGACUUCAAUGAUCUGAUGCCAUGCCGUUUCACCGGAAGUGAAAUUCGUGUUCGGGAUGAUGAUAUGCCAUUGGCUCAUAUUGCAAUUGCUGUUGAAAGUACUGGUUGGGCCGAUGCUGAUACUAUUCCACUGAUGGUUGCGUCGACUAUUGUUGGAAAUUGGGAUAGAUCUAUGGCUGGUGGUGGUCAUGUAGCAACGCGUCUUGGUCAACAAGCAAAUAAAUAUAAUUUAUGUCAUUCAUAUCAAGCUUUUAAUACAUGUUAUACAGAUACCGGUUUAUGGGGAACUUAUUUAGUUACUGAUCGAAUGAAAAUCGAUGAUGCCAUGUGUGCAAUACAAGAUGAAUGGUGUCGUAUUGCAACGGCGUGUACUGAUAUUGAAGUGACAAGAGCUAAAAAUUUACUCAAAACUAAUAUGUUAUUAAUGCUUGACGGAUCAACACCAAUUUGUGAAGAUAUUGGGCGUCAAUUACUUUCCUAUGGUCGACGUAUUCCCUUACAUGAACUGGACGCUCGUAUUGAUGCUGUUGAUGCAAAAACAGUUAUGGCAGCAAUGAAACAAUAUGUUUACAAUCAUUGUCCAGCUAUCGCUGCUGUUGGUCCCAUUGAACAGCUACGUGAAUACAAUCGAACACGUAGUCGAAUGUAUACUAUAACACAUUGA
Messenger RNA from Rotaria socialis, 1428 nucleotides. The record is from the annotation of a GenBank genome assembly. Lineage: Eukaryota; Metazoa; Rotifera; Eurotatoria; Philodinida; Philodinidae.